Triplophysa rosa is the source of this 5565-nucleotide messenger RNA. It is a transcript of the gene efr3bb, whose product is annotated as EFR3 homolog Bb (S. cerevisiae). Lineage: Eukaryota; Metazoa; Chordata; Actinopteri; Cypriniformes; Nemacheilidae. The transcript has 23 exons. Gene Ontology annotation, biological process: protein localization to plasma membrane. Gene Ontology annotation, cellular component: plasma membrane. The coding region runs from base 787 to 3309 and encodes 840 amino acids. The record is from RefSeq and is a predicted model, not a curated record.
UGCUGUUGGAGCUGUUUUUGUUUAAGGAUAACUGGUGAAAAUUAUUUGUAAGGUGUUGAUUUUGUAGGUGUUUAGGUGUUCUUUUAGAUGGCUGGAGCCUGGCAGGCAGAAAAAGUUUUGAGCUGAAUUUUGAAUGAACAAGCCUUUAUUUAUUGGGGAUUGUCUAAAUGGUGAAAACUGUGCAUUCGAUUACAGAAUCCUAAAUAGUUAUUUGUCUAUUGGUGAACGAUACAUGGUUUUUAAUAAACACCACAUGGGCUGAUCUGUGUCAAACAAACUGUCCUUGAAAGUUUUAGAUUGUUGAGGUCCCAUUACUUACAGUGCAAUUCGCAGAAUGGCCCCCUUAACAUGUGCUUCUCUCUUUCUCAUUAAUAAACAUCUCACUAACACAAUGAGUUCCACUAUUCCUCCCUCAUUGUGUCAGUAAACUCCAGAGAGAAAGAGAGAGUGUGGGAGUUUGGCCGCAGGAGGUGCUGUCAGUGUCUUUAGAAGCAGGGCACAGGAAUCUACCCAGAGCUGAAGGGAUGCCAUGCGCUAACAUGAACAUUCACAACUUGUAAUUAACUUCAAAAGUGGAAACUUAAAAGGCAGAGAGAAAUCAAGCUUUAGGAAACUUUACUGUAGACUUUUGGACAAUUUUUUUUAUAUAGGCCUAUUAUCUAUUUUUUAAGUUUAUCAGUCGCUUCUAUCAGUUCAUUAAUUUGUUUCUGUGGGUUUAGUUAUUAGGUGAUAUUAUUGUAACUUUAAGAAUUGUUUGUGAGUUUGGGAGCUGAUAUUUUCAAGCCAAUGGCUGUUUCUGAACCGGUUACCACCCGGAGGAUGGCACUGAACUGCCGUACCCUGCUGGAUCAUCGCCCAAGCCAUGGGGUAUGCGGUUGCUGUGGGGCCUUGAGGCCGCGCUACAAGAGGCUGGUGGACAACAUCUUCCCAGAAGACCCAGAGGAUGGGUUGGUAAAGGCCAACAUGGAGAAGUUGACCUUCUACGCUCUGUCGGCUCCAGAGAAGUUAGACCGGAUCGGGGCAUAUCUGUCUGAGAGACUUUCACGUGAUGUGGCCAGACACAGAUAUGGGUACGUGUGUAUUGCGAUGGAGGCCCUCGACCAGCUGUUAAUGGCCUGCCACUGUCAGAGUAUCAACCUGUUUGUGGAGAGUUUUCUUAAGAUGGUACGAAAACUCCUGGAAGCAGACAAGCCCAACCUGCAAAUCCUGGGCACUAACUCGUUUGUGAAGUUUGCUAACAUCGAAGAAGACACCCCGUCAUACCAUCGCAGUUACGAUUUCUUUGUGUCGCGAUUUAGUGAGAUGUGCCAUUCCGGCUAUGAGGACCCUGACAUCCGCACAAAAAUCCGAAUGGCUGGCAUCAAAGGUCUGCAGGGAGUCGUGAGGAAAACGGUAAACGAUGAGUUACAAGCAAACAUCUGGGACCCUCAGCACAUGGAUAAGAUCGUCCCCUCUUUGCUCUUCAACCUGCAGUCUGGAGAAGGCACCGAGAGUCGCUCGCCCUCCCCACUGCAGGCCAGUAAGAAGGAGAAGGAAAGCCCAGCCGAGCUGACAGAACGCUGCUUUCGGGAGCUGCUGGGCCGUGCCGCGUAUGGCAACAUCAAGAACGCCGUCACUCCUGUGCUCAUGCAUCUUGAUAAUCAUUCACUGUGGGAAGGCAAAACAUUUGCAGUGCGUUGCUUUAAGAUCAUCAUGUACUCCAUUCAGUCCCAGCAUUCUCAUCUGGUCAUCCAGCAGCUCUUGGGACAUCUGGAUGCCAACAGUAAGAGCUCAGCCACAGUGCGUGCUGGGAUAGUGGAGGUCCUCUUGGAGGCGGCUGCCAUCGCUGCCAGUGGAUCCGUCGGCCCUACGGUGCUAGAAGUUUUUAACACACUGCUCAGACACCUAAAGCUCAGCGUGGACUACGAGUUGACAGGUUCUUACGACUGCACAAACAUCGGCACCAAGAUCAUCAAAGAGCAUGAGGAGAGACAACUUCAAGACGCUGUCAUUAGGACUAUCGGCUCUUUUGCAGACACACUACCCACGUAUCAACGCUCCGAGGUGAUGCUGUUUAUUAUGGGGAAGAUCCCAAUUCCAGGAAUGCAUCCCACACUGCCCUCUACAGGCUCGGGGCCUCAAGGCAACCGGAUGAUCCAAGUGAUGCUGUUGAAGUCACUGAGACAGGUCACAUGUGGUUUCCAGACUACUAACAUGUUGACAGCACUGCCCAACUCCUUUCUGGACCCACUGCUGUCUUUUGGCCUGCUAGAAGAUGCAGAAAUUCGCCUGCUGGUGCUGGAAAUUCUCGUCAGCCUCAUCGAUCGUCAUGACAACCUUCCCAAGUUCUCUACCAUUAGUAUCAUCUCUGAUAUCUCUGUGCUCAAACUCAAAAUGGACAAGUGCUCACGUCAAGACAACCUCUUCAUGAAGAAGCAUGCUCAGCACCUGUACAGACACAUCUACCUGUGCUGCAAAGAAGAGAGCAGCACGCAGGAUCACUUUGAGAAGCUCUACACUCUAUUGGCUCUCAUCAGUAUGGAGCUGGCCAAUGAAGAGGUGGUUGUGGACCUCAUCCGUGUGGCUCUCGCUCUGCAGGACUUGGCUCUGAGCAACGAGGAGAUGUUACCAGCGUGUAACCGCUGUGCUGUUCACGCCCUCUCCGCUGCGUACCUCAACCUCAUCAGCCAGCUCACCACUGUGCCGGCCUUCUGCCAGCACGUUCAUGAGGUGAUUGAAAUGAGAUUAAAAGAAGUUCCUUACCUGUUACCUGAAGACGUCUUCAUUGAAAUGCCAAAGAUUCCUAAGACGAUGGUAAGGUUGGAAGGGGACGUGCUUUUCCAGCAGGCUAAAAUCGCAGAGGUUCUUGGAGGAAGCGGCUAUAACACAGACAGAUUAGCCACACCGUAUGUCGCACAAUUCACAGAUGAGGACCGGCUGUCGAAGAGAAAGAGUGUUGGAGAAACAAUAUCUCUUCAGGUGGAGGUCGAGUCCAGAAACAGUCCAGAGAAAGAGGAGAGAACGCCAGCUGAAGAAAUCACAUUCGAAACGCUAAAAAAUGCAAUCGUGGACAGUGUAGGUGUGGAGGAACAAGAAAAGGAACGCAGAAGGCAGGUGGUUGAGAAGUUUCAGAAGGCCCCCUUUGAAGAAAUAGCUGCCCACUGCGGUGCCAGAGCUACAAUGCUGCAGAGCAAACUUAAUCAAAUCUUUGAAAUCACAAUCAGGCCUCCUCCCAGUCCAUCUGGAACCAUCACAUCAAGUUACGGCCAAACCCAGAGUCGCUCCGUCCCUGUUUAUGAGAUGAAGUUUCCAGACUUGUGCGUUUACUAGUGCAGCUUAACUCAGGAUUCAGGAACUUUCAAGUUUGAAGUAUUAAGCUAUAUUUUCAUGUUUUGAAUGCCGAAAAACUCUUUGACGAGCCCUGUUCUAUCCCAUAAGCAUUAGUUGCUGUGUAUCCUCAAUUCUUCCUGUCACUAUGACUGUUGUAGACAGACUAUGACGUGUUCUCAUCCCUGACGUGUUACAGUUACGGUGUGUUUUCCUAUUUAGGAAUGUUAAAAGUGUUGAAUGACUUCAUUUUUUUGUCUUUUUUACGUAGUGACAUUGUUAUGACAAAUAAGCAUGCCCCCCCAAAUUCCCUUGCUCUCAUUUACAUUACAGUAAUGCGAAAAGUGCGUUAUUUCAAUAUUUUCAAGUAUGGUGGUAUUUGUUGUGCUGCCUUAAAAAAAGUAUUUUAAACAUGCAUACUUUUAAUAAGUACUUACAUACACGUUUUUGGUGACUUUUAUUGUUUAUCACACCGUUUGUGCAGAUAUCUGGAGUUCAUUGUGUUUUGUUCACCUCGAGCUGUGGUCAGAUGAUGCUGUUUGUUGUUACCGAGCGCAUUAACAAGCUCUUCUGGUGGAGUUUGACUAGCACUUUUUGACUUUUAUCUCAUUUUAUUUGCCAUCUGUAAGGAUAUGUUGUUCUUGUUUUGAGUGCUUCCUCGCAGUAUUGGCAUCAUACUUUACGUUUUAUUUAUAAAGUUACAUAAAAGAUAUGUAUGGAAAUUUGCUUAUUGGUUUUAGAUCGCACUGAUUUAGUCACGUCAGUUGGUUGGGUAGCAAUCUGAAAAAGAAUGAGUGAAUUCGAGUGUCGGUAUGCGUGUGUGUCCCCUAAAGAGCUUACCAGCAUGGCACUUUUAUUAUUUAAAAGGUUACAACUAAACACCAAAACCUGCUAAUGUGACUGAUACUGUAGCUCGAAGCAUCAAUUAAAACACCCCAAAGCAACCCCAAGUACUCCAGAUUUUAGCCUUGCAAUCCAUCAGAAAUAUCAUCAUAUUUUUAUAAAGCCUUAAUGUCACGGUCUGUUAGAAUCACUCAUGAUGAAAGAAAAAGUUUGGCUGUAAAUGUAUUUAUUAAUAAGAGGUGUAAAACAAGCCAAAGUAUUGAUUCAAAUGAAAUGGAUCACAAUUUUCUUUUUGUGGUUGUGCUUCCUCUCACUGUGUGUGAUGGCUGUGGAUGUUGUCUGUGCCAUGGACUAAAUUGUUGUUGUUGAGGGUUCUGUCAACAUGUUCUUGUUUGUAGCAUCACAUGGUGGAUAUGUGUUUUAAGUGUGUCUUUAAGUGUGUGUUCUUUGUAAUGAACAGAUAAAACAAGGCCAAGUGUAAAUAGCAGUUUCCAACCUUAAUUUCUAUUCAGAGAUGAAGUAGCGUUUUGCAAUGAUUUCAUUAUUUAGAUUUACACAGCGCAGUAGAUAUUUGAAAUACCUGUCGUACCCCGCAGUAUGAAUUUGCUGUAUGAUUAUGAAUUCUGUCCAAGAUCAUACAAACUAAAGUACUGUAAAUACUUUGUACAUCGCAUUUCUUCAGCAGUGUAGUUCCGAUGUGUUUGUGUCCGUUUGUAAGAAUGUGAAUUUCUUUGACAUGUUGAAGAUGGUCAUUCAUUAUGAAAACGGUGCAAUUUAAGUGUAAUUUCUAGUGGGAAUAGUUUUGGAGAAUGUGGAUGAGAAAAUAAAAGCACACUGUCUAUUUAAAGUAUCGGUCUGUCUGGGGGAAAAUUCUCAAACAUGCCGAUGAUUUGUUUAUUGUUCAUUUGUGUUCAAACUGCAAAUAAAACGUUUUCAAUAUAGUAUAGUGUGCAAAUGCUUUGCCAUAAAACAACAGACUAGUUUUUAGAUGAUGUGGUUAAUGGCAUUUAUUUAUCUGAUGUUUGGAUACUCAAAAUAUACCAAUAUAUUUAGGUCAGUAUAUAGUAUUAGGUCAAUGAUUUUUUUUGUUUAUUGUGCAGGCUUUAAAUGACAUCAGAAACGCAAUAUGAUAAAAGCUUUUUAUGUUUUAUUUACUUCCAAUAGUUCAAACUAAUGAAGCAAUGAAAGAUUCCAGAAUAAAAUGACCAUGCAAACACAGAAAUCCACAGUAUGUAUCAUUGCAAAUUCAUUUUAAUGUAUUUCAUGUACAGUAUAUUAAAGUAGAUGAAUCCCCAGCCUUUCUGAUAAUCCUUUCCUUUUAAAGGCCCAGAAAAAUAUUUGUUUACAUAAAUUGUGAAUGUCAUGUAGCACUUAAUAAUGUUAAAUAACCCUGAUGUUUUAUAAAUAAACGAUUCA